Messenger RNA from Lachancea fermentati, 963 nucleotides. The record is from the annotation of a GenBank genome assembly. Lineage: Eukaryota; Fungi; Ascomycota; Saccharomycetes; Saccharomycetales; Saccharomycetaceae.
AUGCUAGACGCCCUUUUCAGACCGUACCCCGAACCCCCGGAAGUCGGGUACUGGGGCACGCCCACCUCGACCAUCGACUGGUGUGAGGAAAACUACGUCGUGUCGCCGUUCAUCGCCGAGUGGUCCAACACCAUCACCAACGGGCUCUUCGUGCUGCUCUCCGUGUUCGUGACCUACUCCGCGCUGCGCAACCACCUCGAGACCCGGUUCGUCAUGAUCGGGCUCGGAUUCGGCACCGUCGGCGUCGGGUCCUGGCUCUUCCACAUGACGCUGCGCUACGAGUACCAGCUGCUCGACGAGCUCCCCAUGAUCUACGCCACUUGCAUCCCGGCCUGGAGCAUUUUCUGCGAGGAGGCCGAGAUCCUGCGCCGCAGCAAAAAAGACUCCGAGGCCUCCAAACCCAAGCAGGUCGUGGUCGGCUCGUCCGUGUUCCUCGCCGCCGCCAUCCUCACCGUGGUGUACCUGGUGUACCGCGACCCGACCAUCCACCAGACCGCCUACGCCAUCUUGAACGUCGUGGUCGUGUUCUCUGCAGGCAUCAUGGCCCACCGCUACGUCCAGGACCAGCGCGCCAAGCGCAACCUCCGCAACACCAUGGCCCUCAGCAUCUCCAUCUUCCUGCUGGGCUUCCUGGUGUGGAACCUCGACAAUUUUUUCUGCUCCUUCUGGCGCUACAUCCGCCGCUCCUUCCUGCGCUUGCCGCUUGGCAUUUUCCUCGAGCUCCACGCGUGGUGGCACCUGCUCACGGGCACCGGAGUCUACUACUACAUCGUCCACCUCGAGUACUUGCGCGUCCUGACCCACGGCCAAAGCGACAACUACACCUUGGCCUGGAGGUGGCGCAUUUUCCCCGAGCUCGUGCACAAGCAAAACCCGAUCCACACGCCUUACUCCCUGGAGUUCCUGGACGACUACGUGGGCACCAGCUCCUCGGAGCACCCUGACAGGCGCAAGAGCGAAUAA